This is a messenger RNA of Magnolia sinica, 627 nucleotides long. RefSeq lists its product as uncharacterized. The transcript has a single exon. The record is from RefSeq and is a predicted model, not a curated record. NCBI's taxonomy places the organism in Eukaryota, Viridiplantae, Streptophyta, Magnoliopsida, Magnoliales, Magnoliaceae. Bases 42 to 401 code for a protein of 119 amino acids.
CAAGAGAGAAAGAAACACCACACAACAGACAACACCGCACCAUGGUAGAGGAAGGGAGAGGUGCACCACAUGGUGUUCUACUGGCUGUAGUGGUGGGCCUUGUCGUAGCGGGCCCAAUGCUACUCGGUGAUCAAGGCGAGGCCUUAUCAAACGCGAUCGCAGGAAUUCUAAGCCCGACGGGCCUUCUCCUCCUGCCCAUCGUCCUCCUCGUCAUCAUUCGAUUCCUAUCGUCCGAUAGAGGGACCGCACUCUCCGAGAUCUUCUCCGCGGGUGAGCCCGAUUCCAUACAUCGGCUCGGCGGGUCCCCGGUCGGUGUCGCACUCUUACUACUACUACUACUCUUUCUACUCUAUAAUCGUGUGUCCUUGUUUGGGCCCGGCGACGAUGAUUCCGGUGAGUAGGCCAUUUUUGGACUUGUUGCACCAGUACUUGGUUUUAUACUUGUAAGUGUAUCUAUUAAUAGAUUGUAGUUUUUGUUCGAGUGUUAAAUGUUGUUGAUGUGAAAUUACUAUACUGCUCUUGUCAUAACUGUGGCAAUUUCCCUUUUUUUCUCUAGUUGAAUGGAGGGUGUUUUGGUCGAUUAAGAAAUUUGCUGCCUCUGGCUCUGAGUCUUUGUGCUGUUCUGAU